Pogonomyrmex barbatus (red harvester ant) is the source of this 795-nucleotide messenger RNA. RefSeq lists its product as uncharacterized. Lineage: Eukaryota; Metazoa; Arthropoda; Insecta; Hymenoptera; Formicidae. The record is from RefSeq and is a predicted model, not a curated record.
GUCUCGACACUGAUAAACGUAUAUUUUGUCAAGGAAAGUAUUUUAGAUUCAGAAACGACCGUGCAUCAAGAAAGCAUCCUUGCAUCUUACAUAAUACACUAUUAAGUCCAUAAUAGAAUAGAAAAGGGCGCUGAAAUAAAUCCGUUUCCAAUACUCUUUGUAAUUUGAGAUGAUCGGCUUGGCAUAGCCGUAUGGGACUCCUGGCUACUCUGAUAUGUGUCACCAAGAAGUAGCGCUGAUCUGUGAUGUGAUCCGGUGGGUGAAAAAGGUUGCGAGAAGAUCAGAUCAAAUGGAUUACGAAGGAGAGAAAAAAAGCGCCAAUGUUAUUUUUGACGCCAUCGUCUCCUUACAAGCGCCGGCGACGCUUCGCAAAAUCCCUCGUGAAUUCGCCGAUAGCGUGUCCCAGAAAUACGAAAAUCAAGUCUCGUCGUGCAGCUUGAUUUCGAUCGCAAGUAGACACACACAGGAUGUGACAAGCACGAGAGCCGGGGGUAUGUACAGCCAAUCAGUGGUUUUUCCUAGACUGGCUGUCAUUCAGUCAGCCAAGUGGAAGGACAGGAACGGCUUGUGGUUCGGCUUUCGCAUUAUUCAUUAUGCAGCUCACAACACGCCGUCACCUGCCACCGCAGUCCUGCAUACACAGUUAGGUCGGGAUUGACCACACACGCGUAAUAUGUAUGUAUAUGUAUAAAUGCGAUCAAGAAUGUGUAUAUGUGCAUGUGUUUGUCUAAGCCUAUGAUAGAAAUAAGUACGUCUUCAGAUGUAUAGUUGCCAUAAUAUCGAACCAUAAUAUCG